ACGGAACUAUUCAAGAAACGUUAGCUACGCUUUUUAUACGCAAUUAUAGUCGAAAAAUUUUCAAAGAAUAAAAAAUAUAUUUAUGGUAAAGAUUCACUUAACACAGCUUCAUAACUAGACAGCUAUAUAGCGCGUAUUAAUAUAAUUGCCAAAUACGAAUAAUCCAACUUUUACUCAUCCAACUUUUUCUAUUGCUGAUGAACUAUGCGAUAGUUUAAUAACACUUCGAAGAAGAGCAAACAACGACUUUCUGUAUUUACCAAAUGGAUUGGAGUUUAUAAUUAGGGCAAUGAAGGGGAACACAUCUAUCUUAGUCAGUCGAUGAUGGUCACAUAAACUGACUUUAGGCGAUAUCAUGCACGAUUAGAAAGAUAUUUGCGUCUUGGAAAGUAAGGCAGCGAAAUGGUAUGGUGAAAUAGAUUACUCUUAUCCAAAAGUAAUUUUGCGUAAAUAGGAAUAUCAUCUUCGAAAUACUAUGUGCGAUCAAAGCAAAAAGAAGGUGUCAUCUUAAGUUGGCGUUGAUAAACAAAUAAAAAAUACUAAAAACAAAAAAUAAUGGGUAUAUUAUUUUAACGAUCUUUUUUACUAUAUAUGUAUUCCUGUAUAGCAAUACAAGUAGCUUUUUUUAAUAAAAGUUUGGUCUAAAUACUUGGUAAUUGAUAAAAUAGAAUUUGUAAUAAAUUGAAUACAAAUAAAUGAAUAGCUGUUCAAAGAAUAUGAAUUAGAUAAAAUGGCCUAGAUCUGACUUUGUUUGUCUUUUAUUUCCAUUAUUUCUUCAUAUAUUCUAAAGAUUCUCCGCACAACUUCAUGAAUAUUGUUAUUAUAAAAGCAUAAAAAUGCUUGUGAAAACAUGCCGGUAAGGAGAUCUGGACAUCAUGAGACGACAUAAGAUAACGUGAUGCUUAUAAGACUGCAGACGCACUUCAUAUCACGAUUUACAUACCCACGCUUCUUAGAAUUUCCCCUAUCAAACUAUUCCCCCACCCAAGCUUCAAUUCAAAUCCUCAUACUUCUUGAUCUCUUUGCAAGAUCGAGUGUAAGUAAGCCGAAGAAGAAGAAAAACAGGGAAGAGGUACUACAUAUUUGGAGGGAAUCGGCGAAUGAAUUUACUAGAACUACCGCUAAAUAGAAGCCAACAGUCGCAGCGAAGGCCUCAAAGUAAACUGGAGCCAUGCGACCGAUCCUUGUCAUCCUGGUUUUCUUCUCGGGAUCAGUACUCUCAAAAUACUAUGAAAAAAAACGCUUUGACCGCUCCAUCUAUGAUGACUUUGAAAUACCGAAUGUUAGCAAGCACUUAAUAAAGAAGCAAUGGACAUUUACUGAUUAUGAAACGCAUUUUAGUGCAUAUAAAGAUAGAGAAGAAAACAAUUGCUAUGUAGAGAAACUAGAAGACAAUAUCGCUGCAGAAGGAUUUUCAGAAAAUGGAAUUGAACAGAAGCAAACAUCAAAAGUUCUUUAUGCUCCAAACGAAGUUUUGACAAAAUUAGAGGCAUGGCAAAUUGCAGGGGCUAGAAUAGUUGAUUUCUGUAAUGGCCACAAAAUUAUUUUACUACAAAAAACUAUUCCAAUAUUCGAACAAACGAUAGAUCCUUUUUUUAAUAUACUUCCCCUGGAUGAAAAUGAUAUCGUAACAAGAAGAGUAGCUGAUAUACUUCUAACACCACUGAUAAGUCGAGCUAAGAGACAAGUCGCGCUUGAAGAAAGGCAGAAGCUUAAUAAAAACUUUAAACAAAAUCGUUUGCGUCGUCAAGUACAACCAUCUCCAGGAAAAUUUCGAGGACAGACACAAUCUCAAUACUUAAGUAUCGGUAAUAAUGAACAGAAAGAAGGCAAGGCCGAGGCUGAAGCUACUCAACAAUCUUCCCGCGCAGUUGUUACUGGAAGCAAUGGUAUGGGGCAAGCACAAAGUAUGUCAUUGGGUAGUAAUGGAUGUGAAGAUUGUUCCAAAUAUACUGAUGAAAAUGUUCCAGAUAGAUAUGUUCAAAUUCCAGCAAUCAAACAGCCAGGAGAUAAUACUGUUAGACAAUCUGGUAUGAUCACUCCUGGAAUGGGUACAACUUAUCCUAGUAAAAUACCUGCUAGUACAGUUCGAGACCACAUGCCUUACCUUAGUGGAGGUGCAAUGUAUCCUGGACGUAUACCUGACAUUGCAACUGGUAGUGAUGCAUCAUAUCCAACAAGAGUAGGUGGCACAAUUUAUCCCGGAAAUAUACCUACUACAAUUGAUGGUAGAGUAGUCCAUUCUGGAAGUGUACCUGGAGGAACUGUACCUGGUACAACAACUGCUGGUGGUGUAGCAUAUCCUGGAGGAGUUCCUAGCACUAUAACAGGUGGUGGUGCAGUUCACCCUGGUGGUUUGCCUGGUACUGUAAUAAGUAGGCGUAUACCUUAUUCUGAAGGUCCACCUCGUACUACCACUGGUGAUGGUGUAGCUUACCCUGGAGGUAUACUUACUACUACAACCGGUGGUGGUAUUGCUUACCCUGGAAAUAUACCUAUUACUACAACUGGUGGUGGUGUUGCUUACCCUGGAAGUGUAUCUAGUACUGUAAUUGAUGGUGGUACAGUUUACCCUGGAGGUGUACCUAGUACUACAAUUACUGGUAGUACAGUUUACCCUGGAGGUGUACCCAGUACUACAACUGGUGGUGAUGUUGCUUACCCUGGAGGUGUACCUAGUACUACAAUUACUGGUGGUACAGUUUACCCUGGAGGUGUAUCUAGUGAUGGUGCAGCUUAUCCUGGAAGCAUGCCUGGUACAACAAUUGGUGGUGGUGUAACUUAUCCAGGAAGUAUGCCUAGUACAACAACUGGUGGUGGUAUAGCCUAUUCUGGAAGCAUUCCUGGUAUAACAACUGGUGGUGGUGUAACUUAUCCUAGAGGAGUGCCUGGUACUGUAACAGGUGAUGGUGUAGUUCAUCCUGAAAGUGCACCUGGUACAACAACUGGUCGUGGUGUAGCUUAUCCUGAAGGAGUGCCUAGAACUUUAACAGGUGGUAGUACAAUUUACCCUGGAGGUGUGUCUGGUACUACAACUGGUCACAUUGCUUAUCCUGGAGGUGUGGCUGGUACUACAAUUGGCGGUACUGUAGCUUACCCUGGAGGUGUACCUAGUACUACAACUGGUGGUGGUGUAACUUAUCCUGGAGGUGUACUUGGUACUACUACUGGUGAUGCUGCAGUUUAUCCCGGAGGUCUGCCUGGUACUACAACUGCUGGUGGCAUAGCACACCCUGGAAUAAUUUCUGGUACAGCAACUGGUGGUGGCAUAGCUUAUCCUAGGGGUGUACCUGGUACUACGACUAGUGAUGAUGUUACUUAUCCUGGAGGAGUACCUGGUACUGUAACUGGUGGUAGUGUACCUUACCCGAGUGGUGUUUAUACUAGUGGUACUGUACCAGAUACCAGAGAUACUCUUCAUGGCCAAAUUAUAACAGACUCAAAAGCAAUUGGAGAUACUAAUGUGUAUCCCAGUGGACAGUCCCCUACACAAUUUUUUGGAACACCAGGUACACCAAGGACUUUUCCUGGUCGUCCUGCUGAUGUUACAAGUGUUUAUGGCGGUGGUAUUUCACCACCAGCAAGUCAAUUAGGAGAAACUGUACAUUAUCCAGGAAACGUGAUAUCAGGUAGAAAGAUUGAUGGAGACAUUAUACCAGGAAUAUCUGUCACAGCUCCAAGUGGCGGUAUUACCUAUUCUACAGGUACUGCACCAGGAACAAGUAAUCUUGAUGGUACAAGAGAUUCUUUUCAAGGAAAAUAUUCAGAAAAUCGUGCAAUAAUACCGCCGAGCUACCCAUUGCAAGGACAAUAUCCUGGCAGUUCAAGAUGGCAAGAUAAAGGAGCUUUAACUUCAAGUCUUGUAGGGCAUGGACAAGUAAUUGAACAAUACCCAGGUGAAGGACAAGGUAUCAGACAAUAUCCUGGUAGUAUACAGUAUCCAUCCAACAUAAGAUCCAUAACAAAUACUGGAGAGAUUCCUCAAUAUUAUCAACAACCUAGUAAUCUUUUACCUGUAGAAAAUGAUAACUCUAAUUCUCAAGCAUCUAGUUCUGUAAAACAAACAGAUUCAGGUACUCAAGCAAGCGCAUCAGCUCAAGGCAAGUUUCAACAAGGUACAGCUCAAUCUCAAGUAACAGGUACUUAUAGUGGUUCUGGAUCAUUCUCAGCUCAAGCUGGUAGUACUGACAUAAAUAAAAGUGCACAAGCUGAAAUUAAUGGUGGUAAAGGAGGUGUAGUAAGCAAUGCUCAAGGAGUUGGUGGUUAUGGAAAGAGUCAAACACAAGUUCAAUUAAAUUCAGAAUUAGGUGCCACAACAACAGGUGCACAAAGUAGUGGCUGGAAUCAUGGUACAAAUUCCCAAGUACAAGCAAGCUCCAAAGGUGGAAUGGCAGAUGCUCAAGCAAAUGGUGAAGGAAGUACUUCAAGUCAAGCUCAAAUUGGUUUUCAACCAUAUCUUAAGACAGAUGAAAAAAUUGAAAGAUAUUCGAAACCAUUCCACGGAGGUGGAACAGCCUCUGCUCAAAGUGGAGCAUAUACAGGUCAAUCUCAAUCGCAACUUGAAGGAUCUUUCCAAUAUGGAAUUACUUAUACUGGUGCUGCACAAGCAGGAUCGGGAUCUGGUGCAGCAACUUCUAGAAAGCCAUUCAACUUCAAUCUUACGGAUAGUGAGCUAUUUAAACCAUUCAAACCAUCUUAUGGACCACAAAUUGUACAGAAGAAUAGUAGUGAAAGGAUAAAUACAGCCCCAGAUAAUGAAUAUAAUCAAGACAAACUUCAGUCAGGUUUACAAACUAGUUCUAGUUUCCAAAGAAGAACUUUUACUAAGCCAGAUGACAAUUCACGAAAUAUUACUAGUAAACCAGAUCAAUCUGUUGAGAAGUCCCAAUUGGAUGAUUCAGUAUAUGAUUAUGAAGAAGAAUAUAAUGGUGAAGAUUAUGACAUGUCAUCAUUUCAAACUUCAAUGAAUCCGAAGAUUUCAAAAAGCUAUGCUGCAGAACAAAAUAAUAGUAAUUAUCAAUUACAAACAUUACAUGUUGCAGCUGGAAAUCAGUAUGACGUUCACGUGAAACAAGAUACUAAUGCAGCACAAGUUGGUGAUGUCCUCCAACCUGGUCAAUCAUUACAAUCGAGGUACACUAUACCACCUGGCUUUCGUGGUAGAGUAAUAUCUGUAGCUGGUGAUAAAAUUAUUACUCAUGGCGAUGGGAAAUCUCAAUCUCAAACAGUUUCCCUGAUUCCAAAAGAACCAAAUUUAACUUACGAAAAUAAAUCACCUAUUUCAGAAAUCAGAUCUCUUAAAACUAAUCAUGAAAGAUUAAUAGAAAGUCAUGCUGCAUCUAAAGAAAAGCAAAAAAAUACUUUUCCACAAAUCCGAUAUCAAACUUCAACAGAAUAUCCGAAAUACAAUUCUAAUGUACCAAUGAAACCAAGUUAUUAUACAAUAACAAACAGCAUUGCUGGUAAACUAGAUGGUAGAAAUUCACCAAGAAAGUAUGAACAUCGUUAUUACACGAAAAGUUCAACUUGUGGAUAUUUUACAUUCUCUUGCAAUAUUGUAUAUGGUUCUAAUGGUAGAACAAAAAUUUGCAAACCAAAAAUGCCGACAUAUCCCGAUGGUACUCCCAUGAAAUGUUAAAUAGUGAUUAUAAGGUAUAAAAACUCUCUUGUAUUGUUUAAAAAAACUUAGUUUUUAUUCGUAGAUUAUUUUAUACUUUACUAAUAUUAGAGAUAUUUUUUUAUUACAAUUUAGAUUAUUCUUCUUGUUUAUCCUUGCAUUAAUAUUUAUGAUCAUUCAUACAUCUUAUGAAUGUAAUAAUAUUUCUAUUAUUUCUUUCACAUAUACACACUACAUAUCAUUUUUAUUGAGGUACUUGUACUGAGUGUACAUUAUAAAUUUAAUGCUGCAUCAAAUUUUAGUAUCUAACCUUUUUUAUCAAUAAAACAUAUAUUAAACAAAUAAAGGAUUCUACUUUCUAUUCGCCUUCAAAUAUUAAUUACAUCAAUUAAUAAAUAUAUAUGACCUCUUUUAAAUUCAUUACAGUCAAGCUUGAAUUUAAAUAGUUCUUCUACUUAAAAUUAGGGCAUUAACUUCCAUAUAAUAUAGACAUAGGUACAUUCACGAUUUUUUAGACCUUAUUUUACAAACCACGCACAUAUAAAUAUCAGGUAUCAUAGAUGGUACAGAUAAUCUCUCAUUAUCUAACUUCACCAGUCUUUAGGUAAGAAACAAAAUUUGAAAUUACAUACAUAUAUGUCGGAGAAGAGUCAGGAACAGGGUUGUGGGCGUUUGAUGGACCUCCCUUGGAAUUGGCCAUCGUUGUGUGAUAACGAAGAUACGACCUGAUGCUACGAGUAUGGACACCACUGAUUCGACAAUCAACAGAGGUGGUUGGGCACUUGCGAUGUUAGUGACGUUGGUCUUAGGUUCGAUGACGAAUCCACGGUCAACGGGAUGAAAGAUAUACUUGCUCUAACUCAAACUCACUGAUCGUCAGGCGCUGCUCCCUUCGUCGGUGGGAUCUCAAGAAAGAAUGAAUUUUCGUCCCAAUGAUGCCACAGAGGAAAACUAUGAUGGGGUGUGUCUGAGGACACGAGAUCAUCGGAUUCGUUGGGUAUAGCUCUCGUUCCGAAAGUAAGGGAAAUUGACGUCGCUGUCAAUUGGUCAGUUUGGGACAAAGACUGUCUGUCCUUUUGGAAAAUCUUAAUUGCCGGAAAAACCCAGGUUUUAUAGCGGGUCCUCGGGCUAACUGGACUUGUGCUGUGUACGUGCCUCAACAUCAGGUAUUCAUUGUCCUCAGGAACCGUUGGAAUGUUUUACUGUCAGAUACCUCUAUGGGUAUUUCCUUUAAUGAGGGUCAUACUACCGCUCCAUACCUUUG
Molecule: messenger RNA, 6881 nt
Organism: Bombus huntii
Lineage: Eukaryota; Metazoa; Arthropoda; Insecta; Hymenoptera; Apidae
Product: mucin-19-like
Exons: 6
Coding region: 1172-5638 (1488 amino acids)
Source: RefSeq, a predicted model, not a curated record